GAGGAGGAGGAGGAGGAGGAAGACGACGACGACGACGAGAGUGGAACAAGCGUGGCGGAGGAAGACAGCGAGGAAAGUACCGAAGGCCAAAGCGGCCGCUCCUCUAUGUCAGUCGAGACGACUUUAUCCGCAUCGGCAACGCAGCCAAGCCCAUCAUAUGAUUGGUCACUACAGGCCCUUGAGAUGAGGAACGGACAGGUCAUCCCGUUGUAUCAAGCCUCCGCACACUUUUCUCCAACGGCUAAUUCAUCGUCAGCGCGCCAGAUAGACGACGUCGACUACCUCAUUGGCGAGGCGUACAUCUUGCCUUCCAACAGCAUCGUGUUGAUGCACACCGCCUCUCAUCUCGCGACAACGUCGCGACUCUACAGAUUCUCGGAGACAAUCCAGAAAUUUCUCUGGACAACAAGUCCUCUGUUUGCACGGAUGGAGCAGUUCAUCUACAACUGCGCCCAGAAGGCUGCCACGAAGCUUCCCUGGUCUAGCUCACUUCUCGAGCGACGGAGUCCCUCGAGCUCAAAGACGUUGACCCCACUUCAAAGACACCAGUCUUUCAGACGCUCGCUGUACCGUCUAUCUCGCUGGUUCCGUCUCUCCAGACUCCAGGGUAUGCUGCAGCGAUUUCACGCGGAGUCCGCGUACUUGAGCAUCGCGGAAUUGGCCAGGCUCCCGCGAAAGUCGUCCUUGCUGGAGCGGGAUAUUCGCGAAAAGCUGAUGGACGGAUCGUGGGGGCUUCUUGUGGUCAAUCGUAAGACUUGUCUCGUGGUCGAGUGGCAUAUCGGGGACGAUCAGGCCGCGAGUAGAGAUAGCGACGAGAUAUGCUGUAAGGUUAACGAGCCUCGAACUUGCUACCGCGUUGGGUUACUGGAAUAUCGGCACUUUCUGGAGUCAGGCCCUGAAGUGGACCAAGAUACCUCAAGGAUCUUCUCUAGAGCUGGAAGGAUAUGUUUCCGACUGGGAUAAGAAAUCGCCGAGCUAUACACACUUCUCUUCGCUUAGAGAGGGUACAUAACCAGAACACUUGAACACUGCAAGGAAUAGGUCUGAAUUGGCUCUCUCAGGUUCAAAUUUGGCUUAGGCUUAUAAUUACAAUAAUGGCGCACAGGAGUUGUCUCAGAAUGUCCUCACUGGACAGACGCUCUGAAAAGUCUGGCCCUUCUCCAGUCCUCACGCUCGAUUUUCUCUCUUUCACGCGUCAGCUUCCACUCAAGAUAGGUCGCUUCUCCGUCAAGCAUCUUGAUUUUGUCGCCUUCGAGUUUUUCGUACAAUGCCCAGUCAUCGAGCUGAGCAGG
Microdochium trichocladiopsis is the source of this 1292-nucleotide messenger RNA. RefSeq lists its product as uncharacterized. The coding region runs from base 106 to 963 and encodes 285 amino acids. The record is from RefSeq and is a predicted model, not a curated record. The transcript has a single exon. Lineage: Eukaryota; Fungi; Ascomycota; Sordariomycetes; Xylariales; Microdochiaceae.